Molecule: messenger RNA, 471 nt
Organism: Sitophilus oryzae (rice weevil)
Lineage: Eukaryota; Metazoa; Arthropoda; Insecta; Coleoptera; Curculionidae
Exons: 1
Coding region: 1-471 (156 amino acids)
Biological process (GO): DNA integration
Molecular function (GO): nucleic acid binding
Source: RefSeq, a predicted model, not a curated record
AUGGCCACGAAAGCUUUGCACUUAGAACUGGUUUCCGACCUUUCCUCCGAGACUUUUCUGGGUGCACUGCGUCGAUUCAUUUCUCGUAGAGGUCGCUGCAAUCAUAUUUAUUCCGAUUGUGGAACGAACUUUGUCGGAGCUUUUAGAGGACUGAUUAAUAUGCUAAAAUCCGCCGCUGAGCAAGAACAAAUUUCCUGGCACUUCAAUCCUCCAAGCGCGCCUCAUUUUGGUGGCCUGUGGGAAGCAGGAAUAAAGUCUGUAAAAACUCACAUUAAAAGGGUCAUUGGUGAUCAAUUGCCCACGUAUGAGGAAUUUUAUACGCUACUGGUUCAAAUAGAAGCAGUGCUUAAUUCUCGUCCAUUGUGUCCACAAAGCUCUGAUCCUAAUGAUUUGUCAGUUCUUACUCCAGGACAUUUUUUAACCCUGGAGCCGUUAAACGCCCCUCUCCGGAAGAUGAUCUUUCCGGGAUAA